Botrytis cinerea B05.10 is the source of this 1077-nucleotide messenger RNA. RefSeq lists its product as hypothetical. The coding region runs from base 269 to 874 and encodes 201 amino acids. Gene Ontology annotation, molecular function: carboxy-lyase activity. The transcript has a single exon. NCBI's taxonomy places the organism in Eukaryota, Fungi, Ascomycota, Leotiomycetes, Helotiales, Sclerotiniaceae. The record is from RefSeq and is a predicted model, not a curated record.
GAGUCGGGAUUAUCUUAGCCUCACGUACAGCAAUUUGCGGGACAGUGACAGUUCGGGGCACUUCGGCGCGAUUCGGAGCGGCUGCCACACAAACUUCAAAUGCUUUAAACUUUGUGUCAUGGUGAAUCUCAAGACCAUUACUUAAAGAUCUCAAUUGUGGACUGAAAUAAUCUAUCAUUCAUAAGUCUUCUUUCUUGCACGCCACCAGCAGCCCAUCUUCCCAUAGCUAGAAAAAUUCGCAUACACAAUAUUCUUCUUGUUAGAAACAAUGGCGAAUGAUGCUCUCCACCCUCCAACUCCUCGCAAACGCAUUGUGGUAGCGAUGACUGGUUCCACUGGUGCUUGUCUGGGAAUCAAAGUCCUUAUAGCUCUACGACGUCUAAAUAUCGAAACACACCUCGUCCUCAGUCACUGGGCUUUGGCUACUAUAAAGUACGAGACGGAUUAUACGCCAGCAAAUAUCAAAGCUCUUGCUGAUCAUGUGUGGUCCAAUAAUGAUCAAGCCGCCCCAAUUUCGAGUGGUUCUUUCCAUGCUGAUGGCAUGAUUAUCAUUCCGUGUAGCAUGAAGACUUUGGCGGCCGUCAGUUCUGGAUAUUGCGAAGAUUUGAUCUCUAGAGCUGCCGAUGUCAUGCUAAAGGAAAGACGGAGGUUGAUCUUAGCAGUCAGAGAAACACCGUUGAGCGAGAUACACUUGAGAAACAUGAUGACGGUCACCCGCGCCGGAGCGAUCAUUUGCCCGCAGAUGCCGGCAUUCUAUACAAGACCUAGUUCGAUAGAUGAUUUAGUAGAUCAGAUGGUAGGGCGAUGCUUAGAUCUUUUUGGGCUUGACACCGGAGAUUUUAAAAGAUGGAACGGACCUCCAAUGUCCGAAUAGAUGAAGUCUGCGAUUAAGCCAGGAUUUGAAUUUCAAUUAAAAAAUUAAAAAUUAAGAGUCUUUAAAUGUAGAGAUAUCAGAUUCGAUAACAUUAAUAAAUCGAUCGGGCGGGUGGAAAACGAAUAUUGAAAGAAUAAUAGACUAAUAGAUGAAGCUAUAUGAUAUUAUAGGGUAGAUGAAUAGAAUUUCACAGAUAGAAUACA